This is a messenger RNA of Peromyscus californicus insignis, 1917 nucleotides long. RefSeq names its product basic salivary proline-rich protein 1-like. The record is from RefSeq and is a predicted model, not a curated record. Lineage: Eukaryota; Metazoa; Chordata; Mammalia; Rodentia; Cricetidae. The transcript is spliced from 6 exons. Bases 1 to 1917 code for a protein of 638 amino acids.
AUGCUGGUGGUCCUGCUCACAGCAGCGUUAUUGGCCCUGAGCUCUGUUCAGAGCUCAAAUGCAGCAAUCAUCUAUGGAAACCCUUCUUCGCAGCUCCUAGAGGGAGAACAGCAAAACCAAGGCCAUGGUCAACAGCAUCAGAGACCCCCUCCUGGAGAAUUCCCCCCAGGACCUUCUGCCUCUGAGGAAGAUGAUGGUGAAAAUGCUGAUGACAGUGAAGAACAGGGAAAUGCACCAGAGGAACCACCACAAGAAGGAGACAAUAACCAGCAACCUCGCCCUCCUAGACCUGGAAACCAGCAAGGCCCACCCCAGCAGGGAGGACAGCAGCAGAAUAAACCUCCUAGACCUGGAAACCAGCAAGGCCCACCCCAGCAGGGAGGACAGCAGCAGAACCAGCAAGGCCAACCCCAGCAGGGAGGACAGCAGCAGAACCAGCAAGGCCCACCCCAGCAGGGAGGACAGCAGCAGAAUAAACCUCCUAGACCUGGAAACCAGCAAGGCCCACCCCAGCAGGGAGGACAGCAGCAGAACCAGCAAGGCCCACCCCAGCAGGGAGGACAGCAGCAGAACCAGCAAGGCCCACCCCAGCAGGGAGGACAGCAGCAGAACCAGCAAGGCCCACCCCAGCAGGGAGGACAGCAGCAGAACCAGCAAGGCCCACCCCAGCAGGGAGGACAGCAACAGCAUAAACCUCCUAGACCUGGAAACCAGCAAGGCCCACCCCAGCAGGGAGGACAGCAACAACGCCCUCCUAGACCUGGAAACCAGCAAGGCCCACCCCAGCAGGGAGGCCAGCAGCAGAAUAAACCUCCUAGACCUGGAAACCAGCAAGGCCCACCCCAGCAGGGAGGACAGCAACAGAAUAAACCUCCUAGACCUGGAAACCAGCAAGGCCCACCCCAGCAGGGAGGACAGCAGCAGAACCAGCAAGGCAAACCCCAGCAGGGGGGACAGCAACAGAAUAAACCUCCUAGACCUGGAAACCAGCAAGGCCCACCCCAGCAGGGAGGACAGCAGCAGAACCAGCAAGGCCCACCCCAGCAGGGAGGACAGCAGCAGAAUAAACCUCCUAGACCUGGAAACCAGCAAGGCCCACCCCAGCAGGGAGGACAGCAGCAGAACCAGCAAGGCCCACCCCAGCAGGGAGGACAGCAGCAGAACCAGCAAGGCCCACCCCAGCAGGGAGGACAGCAACAGCAUAAACCUCCUAGACCUGGAAACCAGCAAGGCCCACCCCAGCAGGGAGGACAGCAACGCCCUCCUAGACCUGGAAACCAGCAAGGCCCACCCCAGCAGGGAGGACAGCAGCAGAAUAAACCUCCUAGACCUGGAAACCAGCAAGGCCCACCCCAGCAGGGAGGACAGCAGCAGAACCAGCAAGGCUCACCCCAGCAGGGAGGACAGCAGCAGAACCAGCAAGGCCCACCCCAGCAGGGAGGACAGCAGCAGAACCAGCAAGGCCCACCCCAGCAGGGAGGACAGCAGCAGAACCAGCAAGGCAAACCCCAGCAGGGGGGACAGCAACAGAAUAAACCUCCUAGACCUGGAAACCAGCAAGGCCCACCCCAGCAGGGAGGACAGCAGCAGAACCAGCAAGGCCCACCCCAGCAGGGAGGACAGCAGCAGAAUAAACCUCCUAGACCUGGAAACCAGCAAGGCCCACCCCAGCAGGGAGGACAGCAGCAGAACCAGCAAGGCCCACCCCAGCAGGGAGGACAGCAGCAGAACCAGCAAGGCCCACCUCAGCAGGGGGGACAGCAACAGAAUAAACCUCCUAGACCUGGAAACCAGCAAGGCCCACCCCAGCAGGGAGGACAGCAACAAAAUCGCCCUCCUAGAUCUGUAAAUCAACAAGAACCACCCCAGCAGAAUAAUGAUAAACAGUAUAGUUACCUGUGGAGAUUUUCUGGAUAA